This is a messenger RNA of Nicotiana attenuata, 4437 nucleotides long. RefSeq lists its product as uncharacterized. Lineage: Eukaryota; Viridiplantae; Streptophyta; Magnoliopsida; Solanales; Solanaceae. The record is from RefSeq and is a predicted model, not a curated record. Bases 339 to 4154 code for a protein of 1271 amino acids. The transcript has 8 exons.
CAUCGCCAAAUCUCAUCAGCAAAAACCCCUAUAUCUAUCUUCCGCUUUUCUCCCCCAUUCUCUCUCUAAAUUCUCAAUCCGAUUUCACUUUUGUAAAUUCUCAGUCCACUGCUCUAUCUAAUCAGAAUUUUAUAGGAUUGAUACGCUUAAAUUUUUUAAUUAUAUAAAAUAUAUAUAUUUAUUGGCAUAAAAUUGUGGGAAUUUUCAUUUUCGAUCUAUAAUUAUCUGGGUAUUUAUGUGUUGUUUAGAUUGAAUUGAUAAACAUAAGAUACUUGGGUGGGUUUUUGAAUCAAGAAUGAAAAUUGAAUCUACAAGGAAUUGAUAAUAAAAGAAGAAAAAUGCCGGGUUUAGCACAGAGAAAUGAUCACCAAUUGGGUGGGUCGGAUUCGGGUAAUGGGUUCUGGUCAAAGCAUAACGAUGGCAUCGGCCACAAUGAGCUACAGAAGUUCUGGAGCGAGCUAUCACCUCAAGAGAGGCAGGAGCUUCUGAGGAUUGAUAAGCAAAUCCUUUUUGAGCAAGCUCGUAAGCACAUGUACUGUUCUAGAUGCAAUGGGUUACUGCUUGAAGGGUUUUUGCAAAUUGUCAUGUAUGGAAAGUCUUUGCAACAGGAGGGAGCGCGUGCGAACCACCCUUCUGGCAGAGUAAGGGCCUUGAAGAAUCAGUGUGAUGGGGGUUUGUGUGUGAAAACAGGUUAUGAGGAUGACGCUCAAGAUCCAUCCGUCCAUCCUUGGGGAGGUCUGACCACGACACGAGAUGGAGCACUUACCUUAUUGGACUGUUAUAUAUAUACAAAGUCCUUGGAGGGGCUUCAAAAUGUGUUUGACAGUGCACGUGCAAGGGAACGGGAGAGAGAACUGCUUUAUCCUGAUGCAUGUGGUGGAGGUGGUAGGGGUUGGAUAAGCCACGGAAUGACAAGCUACGGCAGAGGGCAUGGAACAAGAGAAACAUGUGCUCUUCAUACAGCUAGGCUUUCCGUCGACACAUUGGUGGAUUUUUGGUCUGCCCUUGGAGAAGAGACACGACAAUCUCUUUUAAGAAUGAAGGAGGAGGAUUUCAUUGAAAGGCUCCUUUACAGGUUUGAUAGCAAGAGGUUUUGCAGAGAUUGCAGAAAGAAUGUUAUCCGUGAGUUCAAGGAGCUGAAAGAAUUGAAGCGUAUGCGCAGAGAACCUCGUUGCACUAGUUGGUUCUGUGUUGCAGAUACUGCUUUCCAGUACGAGGUUUCUAAUGACACAAUCCAUGCUGAUUGGCAUCAGACUUUCAUUGACAACUUUGGGACAUAUCACCACUUUGAAUGGGCAGUGGGAACUGGAGAAGGAAAAUGUGAUAUAUUGGACUAUGAAAAUGUUGGCUUGAGUGGAAGAGUUCAAGUUAAUGGUCUUGACUUGGGUGGUUUGAAUGCCUGCUACAUCACUUUACGCGCAUGGAAAAUGGACGGCAGAUGUACCGAGCUUUCAGUCAAAGCACAUGCCUUGAAGGGGCAACAAUGUGUACAUUGCAGGCUUGUGGUUGGGGAGGGUUUUGUAACAAUAACAAGAGGUGAAAGCAUUAGAAGGUUCUUUGAGCAUGCUGAAGAAGCUGAAGAAGAAGAGGAUGAUAACUCCAUGGACAAGGAUGGAAAUGACCUGGAUGGUGAAUGUUCCCGUCCUCAAAAACAUGCGAAGAGUCCUGAACUUGCACGAGAAUUUCUUCUAGAUGCUGCAACUGUAAUUUUUAAAGAGCAGGUUGAAAAAGCUUUUAGAGAAGGAACAGCACGGCAAAAUGCACAUAACAUAUUUGUCUGUCUUGCAUUGAAGUUGCUAGAGGAGCGUGUACAUGUUGCCUGCAAGGAAAUUAUUACUUUAGAAAAGCAGAUGAAACUUCUUGAGGAAGAAGAGAAGGAAAAGCGUGAAGAAGAAGAACGCAAGGAGCGGAGGAGGACAAAAGAAAAGGAAAAGAAACUUCGGAGGAAGGAGAGAUUAAGAGAAAAAGAAAAGGAUAGAGAGAAGAAAGGUUGUGAAUCAAAUGAAACUAAUUUUGUUCCUGAUGAUUCAAAGGAGGAGAUUUGGAGGAAGGAGAGAUUAAGGGAAAAAGAAAAUGAUAUAGAGAAGAAAAGUUGUGAACCUAACCAAACCGAUGAUGUUCCAAAGGAGGAGUCAACACCUAGUGUUGAUGAUGAUGAGUCGAAUUUGAUAAGCAAAAGGGGUUCAGUGAGUGAAACGGGUGAAGUCAAUCGUUCCAGUCCUUUAUCCCCUUUAUCCCCGGAUAACGAAUAUGAUCUACUUUUGGAUAGGUAUCAUCGCUCGAAUAUGCAAAUCCACUCUGAUGACUAUCCUGAGGAAUUCAAUAUUAAAGAUAUGAGUUCUUCUGUAAGUGAUCAUUUGAGAUACUCCCGGCGGAGGUCGAAAUUUCGAAAUGAUUCCCAACCAGAUUCAGGCCUGAAAUGGUUUGAUAGACGACGGUUUGCUGUUGUUUCAGAGAGCGGAGGUGUAGUGAGCAAGCAUGACCCAAGACAUUACUGUGAUGACUUUGGAGCUUCUAAAAGUACUAAUAGGUUGAAUAAGCAACUAAGAAAUAAUGUUGCAAAGUCCAACAUACAUAAUGGUACCUCCAAGUUUGCGGAGAAGCUCCAAUGUUCAAAUAAUAAGAGGAUGAAUGACCGAUAUGACUCUGCCGCUUGCAGCUGUAACCAACACACCGAUUAUAGAUCGAAGUUGGAUCCAAAUAUGGCCAGAGAAAUACACGAUAACAAACCUGUGAGUAAGUCAGCAUCUUCAUCAGAUAUCUCCAAGCAGUAUUAUCAUGGGAACAAAUAUAAUCAACUCGAAUACAUGCGAGAAAGUGGUAGAAGACUCAAAAACAGAAUGACUACAGGUAAUAAUCUGUCCAGCUGGGAUUCUCCUGUUACUAAGAAAGUAUGGGAGCCAACAGAAUCACAGAAGAAGUAUCCAAGAAACAGCUCCGACUCUGAUCUUACAUUGAGUACUGAAACUCUAGAGGAUCCAGAAUAUUCGAUUUCCAAUAGUUCGGAAGUAUCUAGUCCUCUUCAGAUCCAUCAUGAAGAAAAGGACGUUCAAGAAUCAAGAAAACCUGGCUCCAAAACAGAAAGCAACUGCAGAACUGGUUUUCAUUUAGAAGAGAAAUCCCAGCACUAUUUGAAAUAUUUAGGAGGAGAUGAUGAAAAUGAGUCGCUGCAGGGGUCUUCUUUGGUUUCAUCACAGAGAAACUCUUCUAAUUCUGAUAAUUGCUCAUCCUGCCUUAGUGAGGGAGACAGCAAUACAUCCUUUUCAAAUCCUCGACAUCCAGAAUCAUCAUCAACGUCAGAUUCAGAAGAUUGCAGCCAAAAGUCAGAAGGAAGAGGAACUUCAGAAAUUAGGAACGGCUUUGCUGAUUGUUAUGAAGUUGCGCAACAAAAGGGGAAUGCUACUGGUAGUGGUGUUCAUGUUGAGUGCCUUACACCAGAUGCUGCAAGAACAACUACAGUGCAAAGUUUUCCUGUAACAGCUAAUUCAACUUGCAGUAGUGGAAAUAUGAAUGGGGCUUCUCUUGGAACUCAACCUCAACCUGUGCAUCCACCAGUCCAAAAUCAAGGCAUACACUUCCCUUUGUUUCAAGCUCCUGCAAUGGGUUAUUAUUAUCAAAGUCCGGCUUCUUGGGGAGUAGCUCCUGCGAAUGGGUUAAUGCCAUUUCCUCAUCCAAACCACUAUGUAUUUGCUAGCCCUUUUGCUUAUGGUCUGAAUGCUUAUACGCAUUUCAUGCAGUAUGGCGGCCUACAGCAUCUUACCCCUCCUGUUGUCAAUCCUGGUCAAUUCCCUGUUUACCAGUCAGUUGCUCAAACAAAUGACACGUGCACAAAGAAAAGUGCUAAUGAUACAACUAUUGGUGGGUUAAAAGAUGCCCAUCACAAAGCUAAUAUGCAGAGGAUGGGGCAGCAUACAACAGAUAAACCAACUGUAGAAGCAGGUCAAAACGAGAAGUCUGGAAGUUCGGGCUUCUCUCUUUUCUCUUUCACUCCUGAUCCCUUUUCUUUAAAACAAGGGAUUGCGAGGAAUAUUUCUUCAGAUUUGACAGCUGAUCACACUGAGGGUGAUGGCGGCUGCAUUAAGAAAGAUCCAGUUGAAGAGUACAACCCGUUUGCAAACCGGAUUGAGUUUCCUUUUCCUGAUAUAGUUUGUUAACAGCGAUAUGAGGUGGCUGCAUGCCAGGUUUCAGGUUAUAUUCUCUACUGAGUAAUGGAAGAUUGAGUACUUAUAAUGUCAUACAGAAUAAUCCUCUCAAAAAAUUUAGCAAUUUUUUUCUUGAUGUAGUUGAUUGGUUUUGUUUUGUUUUGUUUUGAGUUGUAAUCUGUUUUUUUUUCUUGCGUAGAGAGAGCAAAGGUUGAGAGAAUGACAUAGUGUUUCGAGUUAAAAUUGUAUGCAAUGAGCUUUUUCCUUUACAGAUAAAUGCGGUGUUUGAUCGGCA